AUGGAAGACUAUGAUUGGCAAGAUCUGCAGGAACGGGCAGCCGCGACGAUUCGGCUGUGCCUUGCAGAUGAAGUUAUGUAUCACGAGGGGACCGAUUUAGGGCAACAUGUGAAUAUCUUCAAUCAGGUUGUCACGGAUUUGGCUUCACUCAAAGUCAAGAUUGAAGAUGAAGACAAGGCGAUGAUUUUACUGUGUUCGUUACCUCCUUCUUACGAACAUAUGGUGACUACCCUUACAUAUGGGAAAGAAACGAUCAAGACUGAGGAGAUUACUUCAGCGUUGUUGGCUCACAACCAGCAGAAACAGAAAUCUGGAGAGUCGUCUUCUCAAAGUGACAGCUUAUAUGUGAAGGGUAACCAGGAUCGUGGAAGAAGACAGGUGCGGGAUAAUUCAGGAAAUCGGAAUUUUAUAUCCAAGUCGCGAGACAAAUCGAAAGGGAGGAAAACUGUGACGUGUUAUAAGUGCAAGGAACAAGGGCACUUCAAACGGGAUAGUCCAAAAUUGAAGAAACAGACUGCUGAUAUGUCAUCUAAGUCCGCGAAUGUGGUACAAAAUGAGGAAUCUAAUUGCAGUGAUGGAGAUAUGUUAUCUAUUUCGACUGCGCAGUAUGAUGAUGCUUGGAUUCUCGAUUCUGGAUGUUCAUAUCAUAUAACGCCUAACAGAGAGUGGUUUGCUACUUAUAAAUCAGGCAACUCGGGUUCUGUUUUUCUUGGUGAUGAUAGAUGCUGCGGCAUUGUCGGCAUUGGAGAUGUCAAAAUCAGGAUGUAUGAUGGAACUGUUAUGACAUUAUGUGAUGUGAGACAUAUCCCUGAGUUGAAGAAGAUUUGA
Molecule: messenger RNA, 828 nt
Organism: Striga hermonthica
Lineage: Eukaryota; Viridiplantae; Streptophyta; Magnoliopsida; Lamiales; Orobanchaceae
Source: the annotation of a GenBank genome assembly